AUGGAAAAGCAAGUUAUACAGGUCAACGGUUGUUACUAUAAUACUUCAAAUAAGAAAUGGUUCAAGAUUCUAUUAACGAUUAACAUCGAUUCUUUACUCUGGCAGCCACAACAACAAACUGACAGGCUGGAUGAAAGUGGCAUCGAUUUCAAUCAGAUAUCUUCUAUCCAUCAUAGUUUCUCGUAUUUUAUAUUCCCAGUCAUAUGUGUUCAAUGUAAUCAUGGUAGAAAAUUAUGGUUUGGAUCUUUCGAUAACUUUCAUCAGGUGUUGAAUGUUAUUCUGCAUUUUUUUGAAGAAAAAAUCCAAUCGACAUUAACUGACGAUAAUGACGUUGGUCAUGACAGUCGAGCAAUCUUAUCUACUGUACAAGAAAUACGUGAUAAUAUGAAUAUUUCUGCACAACUACUAGAAAAACAAGGAGAACAAAUUGAUCAAAUGAGUGUCAAAUCGGACCAAGUUCAUAGUAAAAUUACCAUUUCUGAAAGGAUCUUGGAAUAUUUUACCUGGCUUCCUAUACGAUCGAGGCAGGACAGGAUUGUAACUGAAGACAACACCAAACGGUUAUCUAACUGCGUCCAAAUUGCUGUUCUUUACAAGAGUGACAAUAAUCAGAUGUAUUGUAAAGGUGUUUCAAGUAUUCUACAAGACAGAAUCAUUAUAGAUCUAGAUAAAACUGCGAGCAAAACGGUUGAAAUACUCUUUUCACAACUAGAUAACAUACAACGUAUUAAUUUAUGGAGAUUAAUCUUUUCAUUGCACGUAUCGAAUGAUGAAUUAGUUGAAGCUGAGUUGAUGUCUGCGCAUAUGCCAAAUAUCGUAGCCAAUAUUCGUAAAAAAUCACCAUCGAUUCCGAUUCGUGAAAACCUUGUCAACUCGAGUUUUCUACAAGGUAUUCACAACCAACAAGUCUUGUCGAGCUCGGACCAGAGAGGAGAAGCUCGUGUACUUGGUAACUUACUAGGUGAAAUUAAAGAUAUAGCUACUUGUUUAGGCACAGAAUCUGAUAUUCAAAACAGUAAAUUGGACCGACUGACUACAUCUGUUGAAAACGCUACUUCUAGGAUAAAACGAAACAAUAAGAUAAUUAAUCAUCAAUUGGAAUAG
Molecule: messenger RNA, 1104 nt
Organism: Trichoplax adhaerens
Lineage: Eukaryota; Metazoa; Placozoa; Uniplacotomia; Trichoplacea; Trichoplacidae
Exons: 2
Coding region: 1-1104 (367 amino acids)
Biological process (GO): synaptic vesicle priming; synaptic vesicle fusion to presynaptic active zone membrane; exocytosis
Cellular component (GO): plasma membrane; SNARE complex
Molecular function (GO): syntaxin binding; SNAP receptor activity
Source: RefSeq, a predicted model, not a curated record